This is a messenger RNA of Cynara cardunculus var. scolymus (artichoke), 1035 nucleotides long. RefSeq names its product protein ALP1-like. NCBI's taxonomy places the organism in Eukaryota, Viridiplantae, Streptophyta, Magnoliopsida, Asterales, Asteraceae. The transcript has 2 exons. The record is from RefSeq and is a predicted model, not a curated record. The coding region runs from base 1 to 1035 and encodes 344 amino acids.
AUGGAUCGAGCUUCAUUAUUUCAUAGGUAUGCUUAUGAGAGUGACAGUAUGUGCAUAUCACAACUUAGGAUGAAUAGAGGGUGUUUCAAAAAGUUAUGUGAUAUGUUGGAAACGUUAGGAGGAUUACGAGCGAGUAGGCAUAUGGGUAUUGAUGAACAAGUUGUUAUUUUCCUUCAUAUUAUGGCUCAUAAUGUUAAAAUUCGAGUUAUCACAUGUCGUUUUCAUCGUUCGGGAGAAACAAUCAGUAGACUAUUUACUCGAGUUUGCAAUGCGGUGAUAAGAUUGCAUUCAUAUUUGCUUAAAAAACCCGAACCCAUUCAAGAGGAUUCUACCGAUGGAAGAUGGAAGUGGUUCAAGAAUUGUCUAGGAGCUUUAGAURGAACAUACAUAAGGUGCUUAGUGCCACUCGAAGACAAGGCUCGAUACAGAACAAGAAAGAAUGAAAUUGCUACAAAUGUGUUAGGGGUCUGUUCACAAGAUAUGCAAUUUAUUUAUGUGUUACCCGGAUGGGAGGGGUCAGCGGCUGAUGGUAGAGUGCUUCGAGACGCUCUUCUUAGGCCACAUGGGUUAAAGGUACCGAGGCCAUAUUAUUACCUGGUAGAUGCCGGAUACACAAAUGGUGAGGGUUUCCUCGCCCCAUAUAGAGGUAAAAGAUAUCACUUAAAUGAUUGGCGGGAUGGAUACCAACCAACCACGCCAAAAGAACUUUUUAACAUGAGACAUUCCUCUGCAAGAAAUGUCAUAGAAAGAUGUUUUGGCAUUUUAAAGGCAAGAUGGGGAAUUUUAAAAGAUAACWYGUACUAUCACGCUGAACUGAAAAACAAGAUCAUAAUGGCAUGUUGUCUACUUCAUAAUCAUAUCAGGCGAGAGAUGCCAAAUGAUCCGUUUGAGAACGUUGGGUUAGAUGAAACAACCGAAGAUGAUGGAGAACAAGACGUGGAUAAUGUCACUUCUGUUGGGACAUCAACUGAGUGGACUGCAUUUAGRAAUAAUUUGGCACAACAUAUGUUUGAGGCUUGGAAUGCUACGCAUUGA